AUGGACAAGUACCGAAAGGUGAUGAAGCCCAAGGAGGACAUCCAGAAGACUGACGAGGAGAUCCGCGUGACUGCUGCUGGCAGUGUGUCUGCGUACGUGUCACGUGCGGCCACCGUUUUCAAUGAGCUCCAGAAGCCCUUUGUGAUUGUUCAGGCCACCGGCAAUGCCUUGACCAAAGCAGUGACCGCUGCAGAGGUCAUCAAACGCCGUUUCAAGGGCCUGCACCAAAUCACCGAGCUGAAAACAGUUGAAAUUGUUGACGAGUAUGAGCCCCUCGAGGAAGGCCUGGACAAGGUUACAGACGUCCGCAACGUCUCCGUGAUCGAGAUCAAGCUGUCCAAGGAGGCCCUGGACACCACCGACAAAGGCUACCAGGCGCCGCUGGACGAGUCCUUGGUCAAGGAGUUCGAGCCUGAGGACAUGGUCCGAGGUCGGGGACGUGGCCUUGGUAAAGGCGGCCGCGGCAAGGGAAAGGGCCGCGGUCGAGGGAAAGGCAGAGGGCGCGGCAAGGGCAAGGGAAAGUCGGAUGACGACGAGCCCAGGAAGGGCAAGAGCAAGGGAAAAGGAAAGGGCGGCAAGGGCAAAGGAAAGUCCAAGGGCCGGGACUAUGAUGACUAUGACGAUGACUAUCCGUCCAAGUCGAAGGGCAAAGGGAAGGGCAAGAGCAAAGGCAAGAGCAAGAGCAGGUAUGACGACUACGAGGAGCCCAAGGGCAAGGGCAAGAAGGGAAGCAAAGGCAAGGGAAAGAGCUCCUGGGAGGACUCUUACUCUGCCCCUUCGAAGUCCAAAGGCAAGGGCAAGGACAGGAGUGACAAGGGCGGCAAAAGCAAGUCCUACAGCAGCCGGGGCUACCAGGAGGACAGCUACAGCAAGCCCAAGGGAACCAGCAAGGGCUGGGGCAAGGGCAACUCAAAAGGCUAUGAUGACUGGGGCGGCAAGUCGAGCAGCAAGGGAAAGAGCCAGGGCAAAGGCAAGAGCAAGGGGGGCUACUACUGA
Symbiodinium pilosum is the source of this 996-nucleotide messenger RNA. NCBI's taxonomy places the organism in Eukaryota, Dinophyceae, Suessiales, Symbiodiniaceae. The record is from the annotation of a GenBank genome assembly.